Molecule: messenger RNA, 879 nt
Organism: Cadophora gregata
Lineage: Eukaryota; Fungi; Ascomycota; Leotiomycetes; Helotiales; Ploettnerulaceae
Gene: TIF35
Product: translation initiation factor eIF3 subunit g
Exons: 3
Coding region: 1-879 (292 amino acids)
Cellular component (GO): cytoplasm; eukaryotic translation initiation factor 3 complex
Molecular function (GO): RNA binding; translation initiation factor activity
Source: RefSeq, a predicted model, not a curated record
AUGUCGAAAUCAGCUGCCCGUGCCGACUGGGCUGACGAUGAGGAUCUUGAUGAUACCGUGAACGAGCUCCCCGCAUCCACUACAACUACAAACAAAGAUGGCACCAAGACGAUCGUCUCGUGGAGAUUCACCGAUGAUGGAAAGAAGGUCAAGACGACACGUAGAAUCCGGUUUACUGUACACAAGGAGGUGGUCAACCCAAGAGUUGCAGAGCGCAAGCAAUGGUCAAAGUUCGGUCUUUCUGCUAAAGAUGGUUCAGGGCCAGCAACAGAUACCACGAGUGUAGGAGAGAACAUCAUCUUCAGACCCAGCAGCAACUGGCGCAAGGACGCAAAGGAGGAGAAGACCGAGGCCGGAAGCAUGAAGGACAAGCUGAAGGACAAGAAAGUCAAGUGUCGUAUUUGUAACGGCGAGCAUUUCACCGCAAGAUGUCCAUUCAAAGACACCAUGGCACCCGUCGGCGAGGAGGGAGCAGGAGCAGACGUCGCCGCCGGAGCCGCAGACGUCGUCGAGGGUCCCGGAGGUCUCGGCACAGGAAAGAGCUCAUACGUACCACCACACAUGCGCAACGGCGGCGGAGCAGCAGCAGCAGGCGACCGCAUGGGCGGCGGCAAGUACGAGCGCGACGACCUGGCCACGCUGCGCGUCACGAACGUCUCGGAGAUGGCAGAGGAGCAGGAGCUGCGCGACAUGUUUGAGCGGUUCGGUCGCGUCACUAGAGUCUUCCUCGCGAAGGAUCGGGAGACGGGUAUGGCGAAGGGGUUUGCGUUCAUCAGUUUCCAGGAGCGGACGGAUGCGGCGAAGGCGUGCGAGAAGAUGGAUGGGUAUGGUUUCAAGCAUCUGAUUCUGAGAGUGGAGUUUGCGAAGAAGGCUGCUUAG